AUGGACAUGGCGUCCCGCUACAUCCCUGACCACGACGACGACGCCUUCUUCUGCCACCCCGGGGCAGGGGUCGCCGGCGUGGCGGACGGCGUCGGCGCGUACCGCAGGAGAGGCGUGGACGCCGGCGCGUUCGCGCGCGCGCUGAUCGCGAACGCGUUCGCCCGGGGCGGCACGCCCGUGUGCCCCUACGCUCUGCUGCGGAGCGCGUACGAGGCGGCGGCGCGCUCGCGCGCGCCCGGGGCGUCCACGGCCGCCAUCGUGUCCCUCGACGGGGCAACUCUCAGAUGGGCGUGCGUCGGCGACAGCGCCUUCGCCGUGCUCCGCGGCGGCAGGAUCGUGCGCCGCUCGAAGCCGCAGCAGCACCACUUCAACUGCCCCUACCAGCUCAGCGCCACGGGCGGCGACCGCGUCGCCGACGCGGAGGUGGGCGGCAUGCCGGUGGUGGACGGCGACGUCGUGGUGAUCGGGACGGACGGCCUGUUCGACAACGUGCUCGACGUGGAGCUGGGCCUGUCGCCGCAGAACAUGGCGGACAACAUCGCCGGCACUGCAUGCGAGAUGUCCUUCGGGUGGCUGGCGCACUCUCCGUCCACGUCGUCGUCCACGAACGACGAGAAUGGCGCGGAGCGAUUCUAUGGCGGGAAAGUUGACGACAUCACCCGGUGA
Panicum virgatum (switchgrass) is the source of this 666-nucleotide messenger RNA. RefSeq names its product putative protein phosphatase 2C 23. The record is from RefSeq and is a predicted model, not a curated record. Lineage: Eukaryota; Viridiplantae; Streptophyta; Magnoliopsida; Poales; Poaceae. The transcript has a single exon. Bases 1 to 666 code for a protein of 221 amino acids.